AUGACGUCCGAGACCCUGAGCCAGUCUGAUGAAGAGGCGCGCCCGCGCAAGCAGGCCAAAGAGCCCUACUCGGUCCGACCGAGUUCUACGUCGGGAUGGUUUCCUCUAAGCUAUAAGGAGGGGUUCAGCCAAUGGUAUCGUCAAGUGCUGACGGCUGUCUUCCACCAGUGGGCCAAAAUCCCUGCUGCUGCAGCCGAACAAAAGGUCCUGUCCUUCAUGCCCUAUCUCCAGCAGGCUCCCACGCAGCGCCAGACGGGAAACACAGCAGACAGCCCGGAUGCUUCCAAUGGCGGCACCGACAGUCUCCGGGCGGUCGAUCACAGCCAGAAAGGCGAGGAGACGGCCAAUUCGGUUAAUGACCCGUACGGGCCUCGACUCUGGCGGUCGCGUAUGGUCGAGCUGAGUGGCAAGGAUCGGGCUUUGAACGAGUUCUCCGUCGAGCGCGUGGGCGAGAAGACGGAGCAUAAUCUGGUCAUUCUGCAUGGAUACGGGAUUGGACUGGGCAUGUUUUACAAGAACUUUGAGCCUCUGUCUCGCGCCAAGGGCUGGCGUCUGUACGCGCUCGACAUGCUGGGGAUGGGCCGUAGCACCCGUCCGCCGUUCAAGAUCAAGGCCAAGGACCGCCUGGAAGCGGUCAAAGAAGCGGAGGAUUGGUUUAUCGAUGCGCUCGAAGAGUGGCGGGUGAAGCGGAAAAUCGAACGUUUCACGUUGAUGGGCCACAGUCUGGGAGGAUACAUGGCCGUCGCCUACGCUCUGAAAUAUCCAGGCCACCUCAACAAGCUCAUCCUGGCCUCCCCGGUGGGCAUUCCUGAGAAUCCCUACGCAACGAACGAGGAUCUGCCAGAGCCGUCAGAGUCGUCCUUGUCCAACGAGUUCACCCAAGAUCAAGAGGAUAUCGCCGGGAAUAGCAAGAGAGGCGAUCCCGAAAUCUCCGGCACAAUGACCGUUCCUCGCAGACAGCUUCCACGAUGGUUCACCUAUCUCUGGGAUGCCAAUGUUUCGCCGUUCACCCUGGUCCGUUGGUCGGGACCACUGGGGCCGCGCCUGGUAUCUGGCUGGACGCAUCGACGGUUUUCGCAUUUGCCUCCCGCCGAGGCCCAGGCUCUUCACGAGUACUCGUACUCCAUAUUCCGACUUCGUGGUAGUGGAGAGUAUGCGCUGGCCUACAUCUUGGCUCCGGGGGCAUACGCACGGAGCCCGUUGAUCCGCCGGAUUCACGGCGUAGGACGGCAGAUCAUCCGACAGUCGUCAGCAGAAGCUGCAGAUUCUGCGGCAUCUUCAUCGUCAGAUUCUUUCACUUCUCUUUCCAGCUCAGCAUCUUCUGCCACGUCAUCAUCUUCAUCGUCGGCGCCUCCGAAGCGGGAAAACGGCAUCCCCAUCGUCUUCAUGUACGGCGACCACGACUGGAUGGACGCGCGGGGAGGCUACGCGGCCAAGGCGAAGAUUGAAGAAGAGAAGCGCCGUAUCCUCCGCAACGCCAGUCCGGAGGAGCGCGAAGCGGACAACGGCUCGGCGAAGGUGAUCAUCAUCAAGAAAGCGGGCCACCACCUGUUCCUGGACGCGUGGGAGGAGUUCAACGAGGUAGUCCUGGAGGAGAUGGAGGAUGUGCGACGGAGAGAGGAGAAGCAGAGGCAGAGGCAGAAUACCUACCUACAUAUGUAUCUGCCUAGGAAUUUAUUUAUUUAUUUGUUUAUUGUCAAGAUGGUUUGGUUUAAAUACCAAGAUAUUAGUACGUAUGUCACCUCACGUCGGACCAGACGAACAGCUUCGUCUUCUUCUUCUCUGUCGUUGGACAAAAAGAGGUCUGCUACUGCUACCUGCAGAAUAAGAAUGAGAGACGAGAGACGACGUGGUGACGGAUCGCCGGUGUCGUCGACGCUUGGUGAUAGACAGCCAGGUUUGGUCGUCAGCAUCAAUGCCAAUGCCAAUGCCGGUGCCGUUGUCAAUGCCACUACCCUCCGGGCUGAUCGAGUUGGGAGGAGUUUUCCUGUUGUCGCUGAUGAAGUUGAUGAAGAACGAAGACGAAGACCAAGAAGACAGUUCUUGCGAUGGCGUCAAUGCCAACUUUUCAUGAUACUGCUGCUGCUGCUGUCAUUUGAUCGUUCCUCUAGAAAAUAG
Messenger RNA from Rasamsonia emersonii CBS 393.64, 2118 nucleotides. RefSeq lists its product as uncharacterized. The coding region runs from base 1 to 2118 and encodes 705 amino acids. The record is from RefSeq and is a predicted model, not a curated record. Gene Ontology annotation, molecular function: A2-type glycerophospholipase activity. The transcript has 6 exons. Gene Ontology annotation, biological process: cardiolipin acyl-chain remodeling. Gene Ontology annotation, cellular component: mitochondrial inner membrane. NCBI's taxonomy places the organism in Eukaryota, Fungi, Ascomycota, Eurotiomycetes, Eurotiales, Trichocomaceae.